Sporisorium graminicola is the source of this 501-nucleotide messenger RNA. RefSeq lists its product as uncharacterized. The transcript has 2 exons. Gene Ontology annotation, biological process: UDP-N-acetylglucosamine biosynthetic process. The coding region runs from base 1 to 501 and encodes 166 amino acids. Gene Ontology annotation, cellular component: endoplasmic reticulum; Golgi apparatus; endoplasmic reticulum-Golgi intermediate compartment. The record is from RefSeq and is a predicted model, not a curated record. Gene Ontology annotation, molecular function: glucosamine 6-phosphate N-acetyltransferase activity; monosaccharide binding. NCBI's taxonomy places the organism in Eukaryota, Fungi, Basidiomycota, Ustilaginomycetes, Ustilaginales, Ustilaginaceae.
AUGCAGCUCGCAUUCGCUGCGGACGACAUCCCCAAGGAAUGCUUCCAACCCUUGAGCGACGAGUACGAGCUGCGCCCACUGGCGUCUUGCGAUUACAAACGCGGGUUCAACGAGGUACUCGCCUGCUUGGUCGAGACGCCAGACGAAGGCGAAGCAGCGUGGAAGCAACGAUUCGACGCCAUGGUGGCAGCUUAUGGGACUUACUUCCCCAUCGUGAUCGUAUCCAAGGAAACGGACAGGAUCGUAGCCAUGGGCACCGUCGUGGUCGAGCUCAAGUUCUUCCGCGGAUUAACAAGAGUCGGUCAUGUCGAGGACAUUGUCGUCGAUACGAGGUUGCAUAGCAAAGGGCUCGGAAAGAUCAUUGUCGAGACGGUCAAGGCUAUCGGAAUUUCGAAAGGAUGCAGCGGCAUCAUUCUCAACUGCAGCGACGAGAAGAAGCCUUUCUACGAAAAGUGUGGCUUCUCGUACAGUGGCCUACAGAUGGCCAAGAGGAUCCGUUGA